GAGCUAAUGUGAGGAAUCGAUUUUUCUUAUCGCAUUCCCGUCAUGUCGUGGUUAGCAGAUUCGAUCCCCAUCACUCCUCUUGCCCUUGGACUAGAGAUUACAGCUGGUGUCUUAUUACUUUUAUCAUUUUUCUUCUUAUUCUCUCUUCACACUCACGUUCUAUCGUACCUACAACAAGGUAGACUCGUUGUCGACCCUCAAGAAGAUAUCCAGAUGACAUAGCCACGAUUCAGUGCUAUGUCUGGGAAUACUUCGGAGGAAUAUUGAUAAGCGAAGAAGGUAGUGAAUCAGCGCCUUCUCAUGGGCUUACUGAUACAGCCAAUCGCAUAUCCCUUACCAAUACGUUUUCUGAUACGAUUAGUAAACACGAUAGAUCGGACCACUUCCUCCCUUUUUUCUUAUUGGUUAGUUAGCUGGUCAGACCACUUUCUCAGUAGUUCCCUUUCUCGGUCUGACCAUCGCCGUUCACUAUAUAAGAGAAGUAUAUACUCAAUGUAUUGUUCUCUAGUUCAAUAUUAGUUUGG
Molecule: messenger RNA, 524 nt
Organism: Serpula lacrymans var. lacrymans S7.9
Lineage: Eukaryota; Fungi; Basidiomycota; Agaricomycetes; Boletales; Serpulaceae
Exons: 1
Source: RefSeq, a predicted model, not a curated record